CUGUCUACCAACAGUAUAUGGGUUUCUACAGACCAUGAUGAAAUUGAGAAGGUUGCAAAGCAGUUUGGUGCUCAAGUUCAUCGCAGAAGCCCUGAAGUUUCUCAAGACUCCUCAACUUCUCUAGAAGCUAUCAGGGAGUUUCUUAAUCAUCAUCAUGAGGUUGAUAUUGUAGGAAAUAUUCAAGCAACAUCUCCCUGUUUACAUCCCAGUGAUCUUAUAAAAGUGGCAGAUCUGAUCCAGAAGGAGGGGUUUGAUUCUGUCUUCUCAGUUGUGAGACGGCAUCAAUUUAGAUGGAGCGAGGUAAAAAAAGGAGAAAACAAAAUGACAGAGCCCCAAAACUUGAAUCCAGCAAAACGAUACCGGAGGCAAGAUUGGCCUGGGGAGCUGUAUGAAAAUGGCUCAUUUUAUUUUGCCAAGAGACAUUUGAUUGAGAAAGGCUACUUGCAGGGUGGUAAAAUGGCCUAUUAUGAAAUGCGUGCAGAGCACAGUGUGGAUAUUGAUAUAGACAUUGAUUGGCCUAUUGCAGAGCAGAGAGUAUUGAGCUUUGGAUAUUUUGGCAAAGAGCCAUUAAAAGAGGUGAAGCUAUUGGUUUGCAGUAUUGAUGGAUGCCUGACAAAUGGUCGCAUUUAUGUGACAGAAGAUCAGAAGGAAAUGGUCUCCUACGAUUAUAGAGAUAUUAUUGGUAUCGAUCUAUUAAAGAAAAGAGGAAUCCAGGUUCGACUCAUCUCUGAAAGAGAUUGUUCAAAAACACUGUCAGCUAUGCAGCUGGGAUGUGUAGCAAAAGUUAGUGCAACAAAUAAAUUGCAAGUCCUGGAGGACUGGCAAAAAGACAUAGGUUUGAGCUGGAAAGAAGUCGCUUACUUGGGAAAUGAAGAGUCUGAUGUGGAAUGCCUGAAGAAAGCUGGCAUGAGUGGUGUGCCUGCUGAUGCUUGUGCAGUUGCUCAGAAGGCUGCUGGUUAUAUCUGCAAAAACAAUGGUGGCUGUGGAGCUGUGCGGGAGUUUGCAGAACACAUAUUCCUGUUGUUAGAAAAAGUGAACUCUGCAAGAAAGCAAAUGGAAGAAAUGAGUUAUGGGGUGAUUUAUGAUGAAUUUGUAUACUGUAAAUCAUACACUUCCAAGUUCACGUGCCCCUCGAAUGGCUCAUACCUGAUGAAGGUGGACAAAUUUAAUGCCCAACUUAAUCACAAGCACACAGAGUCGGUUACUCAAAAUCUUCAUCUUGAUCUGGUCUUGGAGGCAACUCUUGAGUGUUUUGUGUGUGUGGUUAUACCCUCUUAA
This is a messenger RNA of Charadrius vociferus (killdeer), 1278 nucleotides long. It is a transcript of the gene CMAS, whose product is annotated as cytidine monophosphate N-acetylneuraminic acid synthetase. The record is from RefSeq and is a predicted model, not a curated record. The transcript has 8 exons. Gene Ontology annotation, molecular function: N-acylneuraminate cytidylyltransferase activity. NCBI's taxonomy places the organism in Eukaryota, Metazoa, Chordata, Aves, Charadriiformes, Charadriidae. The annotation marks the transcript as partial.